AUGGGUUGGCUAUGGUCUUCAACACCUCCCAGCGAGGGCAAGUCAGCUGCGCCUGUCAAAGAGGCUCCUUCUGUCACAUCAAUAUCAACGACCGCAACCACAACUUCAGACCCUUCAACAUCAGCCCCAUCCAAUUCCAAUACCGAUCCCGAAAUCCAAAAGUUCAUCGACCUAUUUGAAGCUGAGAAGAACGCAAAGCCCUCCGCAACAGAAGACCAACAACAACAAAAUUCCUCCUCUUCCAAAUUGCCAUCGUGGCUCUCUCUCAAGAAAUCCACACGCUCAUCCACCCCUACACCCGCCGAUAUUCCUCCCCGCGACGCCCUCUCCGAAGCCCUGCUCCCUACGGACAUGUCUUGUCGUCAGGCUUUCGACCAAGCAUGGGCAUGCAACUCUAUGGGUGGACAAUUCAAUGCUGUGUAUCGCUACGGUGAGAUGAGGUCAUGCAGUGAGCAUUGGGAUGACUUCUGGUUCUGCAUGCGUACCAAGAGUUACUCUCCUGAGAUGCGGGAGAAGGCUAUCAGGGACUAUUAUCGUGCGAAAGAGUUUACAAAGUAUGGCCCUGGGAAACCGAGUAGUGAAGAUGUUUGGGAGAGUAGAGAGGGGAAGGUACCAGAAGGGACAGUAUUUAAUGAACCUGUUGAGCCACGAAAUUGA
Fusarium fujikuroi IMI 58289 is the source of this 657-nucleotide messenger RNA. RefSeq lists its product as uncharacterized. The coding region runs from base 1 to 657 and encodes 218 amino acids. The transcript has a single exon. The record is from RefSeq and is a predicted model, not a curated record. Lineage: Eukaryota; Fungi; Ascomycota; Sordariomycetes; Hypocreales; Nectriaceae.